Monopterus albus (swamp eel) is the source of this 3279-nucleotide messenger RNA. RefSeq names its product prostaglandin E receptor 4 (subtype EP4) a (gene ptger4a). Gene Ontology annotation, biological process: adenylate cyclase-activating G protein-coupled receptor signaling pathway; cellular response to prostaglandin E stimulus; inflammatory response. The record is from RefSeq and is a predicted model, not a curated record. Gene Ontology annotation, cellular component: plasma membrane. The transcript is spliced from 2 exons. The coding region runs from base 337 to 1668 and encodes 443 amino acids. Gene Ontology annotation, molecular function: prostaglandin E receptor activity. Lineage: Eukaryota; Metazoa; Chordata; Actinopteri; Synbranchiformes; Synbranchidae.
UGAAGUGAAACGGGAGGCUGAACCCUGCUGAAAACCUGACGGCAGAGCCUCAUUUCAUUGAAGUCUGCUUUUUUUCCCUCCAUGUCCUGCUGAGUGAAACCUGCUUCUGUCCAGCAAGCUCAGGAUCUGAUAGCAAGACGCCCACGGCAACCACCGCAGGCAGAGGAUGCUCUGAGAGGGGCUGGACGUUUUUAAGAAGUUGGCUUUUAGCUGUUUUUAUCCCGGAUUUUGACAAUGUUGCGCAAGUUUCUUUCAGGUACAAAUAAGUUUCCUGCUCUUCGCCGGAAAUUAUGGCGUUAGGAAAAGUUGUUUCUUGAACUGCUUUUGGAGUAUAUAAUGUCAAUGAAUAAUCAAUCGAUGACAGAGAGGACCAUGGUUCCGACCAUUCCUUCGAUUAUGUUCAUUUCUGGGGUGGUUGGCAAUAUCAUCGCCAUUGCGGUUCUUUCUAAAUCUCUGAAAGAACAGAAAGAAACCACGUUUUACACGCUGGUGUGUGGACUGGCAGUCACGGACCUACUGGGCACAUUGUUGGCCAGUCCGGUCACCAUCGCCAUUUAUAUGAAAGGAUCGUGGCUGGGAGAUGACCCGCUGUGCCAGUACUUUGGAUUCACCUUGCUUUUCUUCUCUCUGGCGGGCCUCAGCAUAAUCUGUGCCAUGUCUGUGGAGCGAUACAUCGCUAUAAACCAUGCUUACUUCUACAAUGACUAUGUGGACCAAAAACUGGCGGGUUUAACUCUCCUAGCAAUCUACAUCUCCAAUGCGCUUUUCUGCGCCCUGCCAAGUAUGGGCUUUGGACAGGUGAAGAAACAAUACCCGCAAACCUGGUGUUUUUUAGAGUGGAGGAGCAACAAGACCAGCGAUGCCGCCUACACCUACAUGUAUGCGGGUUUCAGCUCUCUUCUUAUUCUCGUCACUGUUAUUUGUAACGUGCUGGUGUGUGUGGCUCUGAUCCGGAUGCACCGGCGCUUCGUGCGCAGAAUGUCCUUGGGAACCGAUCUAGGGCGCAGCGUGGACCCGCGGAGAAGAGGACGCAGUUUUGGGCGUCUGGCCGGUGCAGAGAUUCAGAUGGUUAUUUUGCUCAUAGGCACGUCGGCAGUGGUGCUCAUUUGUUCCAUCCCACUUGUAGCUCGGGUAUUUUUGAACCAGCUUCAUAAGCCACCAGUGGAAUUACGGUUGGACAAAAACCAGGAUCUACGAGCAAUACGCUUCGCCGCUUUCAACCCUAUACUUGACCCCUGGAUCUACAUCCUGCUCCGCAAGACUGUUCUCCUGAAGCUCAUUGAGAAAAUCAAGUGUUUGUUUUGUAAAAUGGGAGCAAGGAGCCAGCAGAGACAGAACAACUUGCACUGUAUAGAUGCUCAUCAUCUCACCUCGGUCAUCUCUAACCAGGCCUUUUUGCAUAAUGUCAACCCCAGCUUCCAGAGGUUCCUCUACCUGCCGGAGGGAGGUGAGGUCUACGCUGGAAACUGUCAUAAAGUCGACAAACUCUCUGGUUCAAGAUCUUCAUCGGUCAGAAACUCACAAGCUUCUUACUCAUCUGAGCAGGGCAGUGCUGAGGGUCAAGGUAGGGAAGGCACAAAUGUUAUCGGAGUCCUUUCAGCCUGCCCAAAAGAUCCAGCACUUGAGGUGUCUUUGAGCGCUGAGACAGUGGAGGAAAAAUGCAUCUGACUUAACUAUGAAAAUGCAGAGAAAAAAACAAUAGAAACUUGAAGUGCUGUGAGCUUUAUCGUCUUGUGUUCUCUGCUUCAGCACCAAACUACCUCAAGCAAUGACUAUUUAUGUGUGAGCACGUCAUUAUUUCACCCAUAUGUUCUAACAGAGAUAACCCACAUCUUAAUGAGUCAAGUGUCAGUGGUGGAAAAUCCAUCCUUUUUAAUUUCAGCUGCUUUGUUUAGUCACUGUGUCAACAUUUACUUUAAAGUACAUGAGGCCAGAAAUUUAGAAUAACGGAGUCACAGGCUUGUGGUCCCUAUGGUAAGUGAAUGUGAUACUUAUGAGUAACCACUGACGUGUGUGGUCCCACUGUAAGGCCUGAGUGAAAUUCUAAUGCACAGUGCUUUAUGGAAGAACAGAUUAUGGUAGUUACAAAACUGAUGAACAGUUAAAUAUUGCUAUCUGGUAACAUCACGUUUCAUAUUUCAGCCCUGGAGUACACACAAAUAUAUCACCUCGAAUUAUAACAAACUUUGUUUUCCUUUUUAUAAUGAGGGUAAAGGAUCAUGUACCAUAGUUAUUAACACCAAACUGCUUAAAUGUGUGACUGGGGGUGCUGAACAUCUUUUUCCUCAGCUACAGAAGGUGUGGUAUGAAUCAGUCGACCAGUUUUUCUUAUUGUGGAGUGUAAAUAUUUCAAUACAGCUGUCACCCUGACAAAAAGGUGUUCUAAAUAAUAAUUGUUGUGUAAAACAUUGCUUGUAGUAACAUUAUUCUUCUCUAGAAGAAGGUUUUUGUUAAUAAACCAUAUAGCUCCAAAGGGGUUACCCAAACGAAGUACAGUGCACAGUUAUUAAGUCAUAUGAAUUAUGUUUGAUCAGUAUUCAUGUUCUUGAAAUAAUAUCUUCUAGCACCAACAACCAGAAAAUCAAAACUCAGAUAAAUGGAGAGCUUCUUAUUUAGGGCUGCAAAUAACAUUUAUUUAUUUUUAAUAAGCUGGUAUCAGCAAAGGUUUUACAAAUAUGAAGUCCCAAACUUCUAAAUUUAAAUAUUCCGUGUUGGAAAAGUGCUGUUAUUUUGUCAAGCAAUGACUUGAUUCAUAUUUUUUUUUGUGAUCCUGUUCUGAGUUUACCUACAUUUUUUUCCAGUGACACAUUCCCUUUUUUAUGUGGAACAAUGUUAGUCAGUUCACACCUUCUUUUCCUGUCGUAUCACUACAUAAUAAACAGACAGCACUUCUGAACUCCCGUUUGUUUGUCCACUCGAAUGAGCUUUACGUCUUUAGUUUCAGCAGUUCUGAAGCAGACAAUCUGCCUCCUUUAUUCGGUUAUUAAAGCACCGGGAGAUAAUUGCUUAAUAUUGUGGAUUAAAUUAUUGCCUUUCUUGUUUCUCUCAUUGCUGUUAAUUUUAGACAAGCUUGUUUGUGCGUGAAUGCGGAGCCUUUGUGGUGUAAUGAUAUCUGGUUAAAGGCAGAUGUUGAUAUUGAAAGUAUGCACUUUAUUGUUUUUAUUGUAAUGUACAAUCGUAUCUGUGGAUAGUUGUUUGUUUUUCUCUGCUAUUGCGUUGCUUUUCUGUAAUUAUUGUCUGAUGUGUACCAACAGCGAGUAGCAGCUAAUAAUGAACAUG